UACACUUAAGUGAAAUUUAUUGACCAUUACAAUAAGAAAAUAACAUAUUGUAUCAGUGUAUUUGUUUUAUGAUGUUUUAAAUUCCGUUGUAUUAUUAGCCACAAUACUGAAAAACCAAUAUUCCGAAAUAAGAUACUUUUAUAUAUAGAAAGAGGCUAUACUUUUGUGAAAUAUAACAAUAAGUUGUUUGUGAAGAAAGAGAUAUACAAAUAUGAAAAUACUUUCUUUACAAUUUCUAACAUAUACCAUUUGUGGUAUAUGGCGACCUAUUGAGUGGUCAUCGAAUGGUGCUAAGCUGCUGUAUAGUAUAUUUACCUACGGUGUAAUAUGUUCGGAAUACUUUAGGGUGUUAACUCAAUUUAUGGAUAUAGUACUUUUUGUCGACAAUAUUGAUGAUUUUAUCGCUACUGCACUAUUGUUUUUGUCUAUGGUUAACGUUUGUUGUAAAGCAACUUUCAUUUUGAUACGUCGGAAUGCGAUCAUCAACGUAGUGGAAUCAUUGCUGAAAGCACCACAUAAACCUCGAAACGAGGAUGAAGUAGCUAUCCAAACGAAAUUUGAUAAGUUUAUCAGAACGUUAUCGACAAGAUACUAUUUUUUGGCGACAGGCUCCGUUGCAGGCCUCACUCUAGGAUCAAUAUUAAAUGCUAUGCAUGGUCAUUUACCUUAUCGAAUAUGGCUGCCAUGGGAUUACAAUAUACCUCUGGUGUUCUGGAUUAUAUCUAGUCAUCAAAUCAUAACUACACUUUUCGCCUGUUACAUAGAUAUCGGCACGGAUACUCUUAUCUUCGGAUUGUUUUUGCAAACGUGUGUCCAGCUUCAAAUUUUCGAGAAUCGUCUUCACAAAUUAAUAAUUAAUAAAACAGUUAGAGAUCUGGGGCAUAAACUUUCGACGUCGAAUAAAGACGAUGUGGAGAUAUCGGAAUGCGUACGUCAUCAUCUCAUCAUUUACAAAUACGCGAAAACGGUAAACGUCAUAUUCAACCAGGUGUUCUUCAUUCAAUUCUUCAAAAGCAUAUUGGUAUUAUGUACAUGCGUGUUUCACUUGACAACGCAUAUUACGGAAAUGUCUGGACUUGCGACUUUUUUGAUAUAUACCAUUACCAUGUUUGUACAAAUCUACAUUUAUUGUUGGUCUGGAAACGAAGUAAUUCUUAAGAGUAUAAGUAUAGGAAAUGCUAUAUAUUGCACGGACUGGCCAUUACUACCAGUUAACGAACAAAAGGACUUGCUGUUAAUCAUGAUGCGAAGCACAAUUCCUAUAACGUUCACAAGUAGCUUCUUGAUAACUUUUUCUCUUGAAUCUUACGGCAGUAUCUUGAAAGCGUCAUACUCGGCAUUCAACGUGCUUCAAAAGUGAAAUAUAAAUAAACAAACGUGUACUUGAGCACGAU
Messenger RNA from Temnothorax curvispinosus, 1394 nucleotides. Its product is annotated as odorant receptor 46a-like. Gene Ontology annotation, cellular component: plasma membrane. Gene Ontology annotation, biological process: sensory perception of smell; detection of chemical stimulus involved in sensory perception of smell. Gene Ontology annotation, molecular function: odorant binding; olfactory receptor activity. Bases 212 to 1360 code for a protein of 382 amino acids. Lineage: Eukaryota; Metazoa; Arthropoda; Insecta; Hymenoptera; Formicidae. The record is from RefSeq and is a predicted model, not a curated record. The transcript has 6 exons.